Messenger RNA from Apis florea (little honeybee), 3057 nucleotides. RefSeq names its product putative G protein-coupled receptor CG31760. Gene Ontology annotation, cellular component: membrane. NCBI's taxonomy places the organism in Eukaryota, Metazoa, Arthropoda, Insecta, Hymenoptera, Apidae. The record is from RefSeq and is a predicted model, not a curated record. Gene Ontology annotation, molecular function: G protein-coupled receptor activity. Gene Ontology annotation, biological process: G protein-coupled receptor signaling pathway.
UCCAUCCGCCAUUCCCCCCCCUCCCCCGCCUCCCCUCUCUUCGUUCGUUCUUUCGCUCAAGUGAGGAUUGCGAUUCGCGUGUUUAAAAAUCGGUUAUUCACGCGUGUGAUUUCUCUCUCCGAUUAUCUUUCUCCGUUGGUGAUCCAUCGGUGAUCCGUUUCCUCUCCUGUUUGGUGCAGGUUUUUUUAACCAGGAGGAGAUGUUGCCGGGAGCAGAGGGCAAGGGUUACUUCGCAAUCACUUUUUCGUGAUGAAUAUUGAACAAAAGUGAGUGAAGUGAUCAAAGAGAAUCAAGAAAAUCGUUGAGAAGAAUGUCGAGGAAAUCAGAGGGGGUGGAUGAACGCCCCAUGGAUCCGGGGCUCAAACUUGGUGCCACUUGAAUGCAAAAGAAAAAGUACAAAUGAGCAGUACGCGGGAUGGGCAAAUCUUGGCUUUGGGCCCUGUUUCCUGCGACGAUGACGAUGAUGGCGUACGCCACUGUAACGACGGCUACCUCGACCUCGGUACCGUCCCUCUCUACGAUCACCAGCACCGAGAUUCUCGAUACGAAAAGGACGGAUAUCGAAGAAGCUCUGGACGUGAUAGAAGCGGCAUCAACCGGAUCACUGGGUGAAGAUUGUGCCACGACAGCUGGUUUUAAAUCUUUACCAGCUGCCGUAGCACUUGAUCCUCGACGUUACGAUACCGCACGUCAAAAAGCUGACAUGACAGCCCUGAUGCUCCAAAAUCUUGGCACUGUGGGAGUAUCAAGGCAUAAUACGCUUUUAGAUGUGCUAGCAAAGUCGUUACUGAUGUCAGUGAACGACGCCGUGGAGACAAGGGUGAUCGCACUAAACGCGUCCACGGGUGCAGUAAUUAGCGCAGUCUGGUUGGAAAGAAGCCCGGGAAGUGUCGGAGAACCAUUCAAGGUCGAGAACCAUGGACUCCAGCCGGGAUCUAUACCGGAUUCUAAUUUACCGUGGUUCGAAAAUGCGGGUGCCAGUACAGAAUUAAGGUCACCGAAAUUCAUGCAGUCACCGGCGAUUGAAUCCUACAGGGGUUGGUGGACCAUCCCGUAUUUCUCCUGCAAAAGUCAUCGAUGGUUGAUUUCGUACAGUGUUAACAUACGACCGCCAGACGCUCGUCACGGGGUUCGUGAAUUUUUAAGCGUAGAUAUCGAUAUCAGCGGGCUAGAAGUGAAUCAAUGUGAUCCAUCGCCGCAUAGCAAUGAGAAUGAAAUUCUAAGUAAUCAGAUAGCAUCUUUUAAAGGCACGCACAAAUGUCAUACCGAUACCACUCAGUGUGAAUAUCAAAGUCCGAGCAAUCGUAUAAAUCAAAAUGGCGUUGGUGCUGGUUGGGCAAAGGGUGCAUAUAUAUGUAAAUGUCGAAAAGGUUAUUACGACAAGAACCAACAUCAAUCCGCUUUCAAUGGAAUCCUCGUCGAAACCGCCUGGAAGGAAAUGCAAAAAAACAUAAGCGAUUGGUACAUGACCAUGUUUCGUUGCUUACGUUGUGCCCCCGGAUGCGUUAAGUGUAAGGGGCCGGAACCUUGCCUGGCCACCUACAACUGGCCCUUCCGAAUCGCUCUUUUAUCGUUCUCUAUUUUCUGUGUGUUUGGUACUAUCAUCCUAGUCGUCUACAUGUAUCAACACCGUAAACUCAAAGUGUUCAAAGUUGCUUCACCGAUAUUUUUGUCUAUCACGCUUUUGGGUUGCGCCAUCAUGUAUCUUGAAAUGGCCGCAAUAUUUCCGGUUUUGGACAUGUAUUCUUGUAUCGCGACCAAAUGGACGAGACAUCUUGGUUUUUGUAUUUCUUAUACCGCAUUGCUGAUGAAAACCUGGAGAGUUUCUCUCACAUACCGUGUAAAAAGCGCGCACAAAGUAAAGCUCACAGACAAACAAUUGCUGCAAUGGAUGGUCCCGAUAUUGUUAGUAAUGUUAAUUUAUCUGGGCACGUGGACGCUCAGCGCGCCACCAUACGCUGAAGAGAUAGCCGACAAUUAUGGUCUGAAGUUCAAUCAAUGCUCCUUCAAUUGGUGGGACCAUAGUUUAGCUAUCGGAGAAAUUCUGUUCCUUGCAUGGGGCAUUAAAGUUUGUUACAACGUUCGCAAUGCAGAAAGUCUUUUUAAUGAGGCGCGUUUGAUAAGCUAUGCUAUUUACAAUAUAGCAGCUGUGAAUAUAACCAUGAUCGCCAUUCAUCUCUUCAUUUUCCCUCAUGCUGGCCCAGAUAUCAAAUAUUUAUUAGGCUUUCUACGUACACAAUUGUCUACUUCUGUCACUGUGUUUCUUGUAUUUGCGCCCAAGGUGAUUCGAGUUUUACGUGGUCAAGGAGAUCAAUGGGACAGCCGUGCUAGAGCCCGAGGUGUCACAGCGAGUUUCUCUUUAAAUGGAAUCGGUUUAGUAUCCGAGGAAGCGACAGAUUUGCACCAAGAAAACGAAGAACUGAAGGAAGAAAUUCAGAAAUUAGCAGCACAGAUAGAAUUUAUGAAAAUAGUACAUAUGGAAAUGUACAAUCGUCACAUCAAACCGAAAGCAGGUGGCUACUUUAGCACCCAUGGACACGGGCAUAGUCAUCCGUCCUCGGCGCAGAGUCCAAUUGCCAAAAGUUCGACGGCCAGUUUUAUAUUGAAACAGACGGCCGUGGAGCGAGGUGCGAGUGCGGCCGCGGCUGCCGCGGUCGAAGAUUCCACUUUUCCUUCUGGAAGUUUGCACAGAGCGCGUAGAAUGGAAAUACUUAGAGAGCGUAAGGCGGAAAGGGGCAGAGAACGAGAGAAAGAGCGGGAGAAGGAGAGAGAGAAGGAACAAGAGAAAUAUAUGGAGAAGGAUAAGGAGAGAGAGAAGGAGAAGGAAAGUGGAAAGGAAAAGGAGAUUGAAAAAGAGAAAGAAACAGAAAUGGAGAAAGAGAAGAGCAAGGAAAGGCAAAGAGAGAAAGAAAAGCAGGAUAAAAAGCAAGAUGAUAAUGGUGAAGCGAGUGGAGAAGUUUGACUAGUACUGAAUAGCGAUGAGAUAUGGUUGUGACAAAUUCGAAGGAUUGAGAAAAAUAAGAAAUGAGUGGAAAAUAUGGUAGUGAAAAUAGAAAA